Triticum turgidum subsp. durum (durum wheat) is the source of this 717-nucleotide messenger RNA. The record is from the annotation of a GenBank genome assembly. NCBI's taxonomy places the organism in Eukaryota, Viridiplantae, Streptophyta, Magnoliopsida, Poales, Poaceae.
AUGGGAAAUGUUGUACCUUUGAAAUCUACUUCAACUGUUAUGCCCUUAGGCACGGCCAUGCAUAACAUGGAAAUCACACGUGGAAGGGGUGGGCAAUUAGCUAGAGCAGCAGGUGCUGUAGCGAAACUCAUUGCAAAAGAGGGUAAAUCGGCCCCUUUAAGAUUACCAUCUGGGGAGGUCCGUUUAGUAUCCCAAAACUACUUAGCAACAGUCGGACAAGUGGGUAAUGUUGGGGUGAACCAAAAAAGUUUGGGUAGAGCCGGAUCUAAGUGUUGGCUAGGUAAACGCCACGUAGUAAGAGGGGUAGUUAUGAAUCCUGUGGACCACCCCCAUGGGGGCGGUGAAGGGAAAGCUCCCAUUGGUAGAAAAAACCCACAACCCCUUGGGGUUAUCCUACGCUUGGAAGAAGAACUAGGAAAGGAAAAAAAUAUAGCGAUAGUUUUAUUCUUCGUCGCCCUAAGUAAAUAUGUAACUAGGAAUAUGGAAAAUUGCAUUUUUGGAAUUUGCAAUUAUGCGAUGGGCGAACAACGGGAAUUGAACCCGCGCAAGGUGGAUUCACAAUCCACUGCCUUGAUCCACUUGGCUACAUCUGCCCCUUAUCCAGCUGAAGGAUUUUUUUCUUUUUUCCAUUAUUCAUUAUUCUAUUUAUUCCAACCUUCGUACUUUGAUCGAGAUAUUGGACAUAUAAUGCCACUCCUUAAAAGGGAAAAGGAGUAA